Taeniopygia guttata (zebra finch) is the source of this 1476-nucleotide messenger RNA. NCBI's taxonomy places the organism in Eukaryota, Metazoa, Chordata, Aves, Passeriformes, Estrildidae. The record is from RefSeq and is a predicted model, not a curated record.
AUGAGCCCAGGAUGUAUUGUUUUUCAUGUCAUUGACACAGUGUCAGUUCCUGCUCGCAGGAGAUCAGGAGAUUCAUCAGUGGUUCAUGGUUCAUUGCUAGAGCAGUUACACACAGCUAAAGGAGAAGGGCUCGUUUGGGAGUAUUCCCCCUUGGCGCACCAACGUGAGGCAUUGCACCGGUUUGAGCGAACGCGCUGCGGCCGCCGCGGGCAGUUCACCGGUUGGGAGCUUUUCCGGACACUUUGCAAUUGGUGUCGCCGCGAGCGACAGAGCGGCGAGCGGUGCGAAAAAACCGCCACGCAGGCUGUCAGCUCCGCGGGGAGAAGCUCUCGGACCGCGCUGGUGGUGUGGGCACUCGCCCUUCCACACAGCCUGGCAGGACUGCCACCGCGGGGACAGGCACCAAUUUCUGUCUGGCGCUGUGUCCGUGGAUGCGGACGGGACCUUCCUAACACCCGGAAGACUGUCUGCGGAGUCGGGAACCGUUGCUGCAGUGUGUUUUCUGAAGAACGGCGGUGGCAGUCUGUUGCAGAGCCGUUCAUGGAUUUUGUGGAUCGAGUGAGAGCUUCAGUCGAGAAAAGGGUGCAAAAUCCAGAGCUCCAAGAUCAGCUCACACUAGAAAUUGCCACCACAAAUGCAAAUGAAGCCUGUCAACGAGUCAUCCUGGCCCUUCCAGCAUCGCCUCCACCCACACUCGAUCAGCUCAUUGAGGAGUGCACGAGAAAAGCCACACUAAUGACAGAGGACUCAGUGAUAAGUCCGCGGGAAAGGGUGGUUGCUUCAGCAGCAGCAACCCCGAGAACUCCAGGGUCUGCAGGGCCUCCUCCUUCACAAGGGGGGAAAGUGGGAGCAGGGGGAAUCUUUUUCCUUUAUACUGGCAGAGCAAAUUGUACCUUUUUCAGAGUUAGUUUACCUUGUUAUAUGAUUUUAUCUUUCUUUCAGACUAGCAGAAUGUCAAUUUCCACAUUCCUGCUCAUCGUUUGGUUCCAGAAAAUGGCCAUCUACCCGUACACGGUGGACGCGUGGAUUGUUCCACAGCCCAAGAAAAAUGUGUGGGUCACACUCGCCCAAGCCUUGAAACAAGAUCACAUGUGUUUGUCUACUGCCUCAGCAGAAAAUCUGAUGUCCACAUGUUUAGUAGGGGUUCCAAGUAAGGGGGAUGAGUUCCCAAUUGGUCUGGUCCGCUCGCAAAAGCAGGUGAACGAAAAUAUAAUACCUGAGGCAGGGGAAGAGUUCUAUAGGCACCGAGGAGCUGUAGAACAAGUUAAAAUACCAGUGCAAAACCCCCUCAUUUUGUGGCAAAAGUGGAUCCUACACUUGCCCUCUGCUGAGGGAGAGCCCCAGGAAUUAGAACUCCUGGGCUCUGCAAAAGCUGAAUAUUGCAUUCAAUUUGAUUUUUCCCCAACCAAAGAAGUAAAACUAUAUGAGCAAGUCAAACAGUACAAGGUGGAAUUCAGGGCGGGUCAAUAGUGCACA